CAGUAUUAUAGGAACGACUCCAUCUUGUGAACUGGUCCACUAGAGUCAGAUAGUGGCGUCUCCGUAACGUUAUGGACCUUCAAGGAUUUACUACAUUAGAUGAAGUUGGAGCAGAUGAUCCACAAGUAAGACAUCAGGAGAACAAUUUUAAACCAACAACAGCUGCAGAGGAAAUUGAUUACUUGAAUAAAAUUCUUGCGGAUAUUGAGAAAAGUAAUGGGAGUGAUAUUAACAGUAACAGAAAGAAGACUGGGUGUGACAGUGACAUUGAAGGACAAAACUUGGGAGGCAAUAACUGCUUUGAGCUAAAUUCUGAGAACAAUGGUGACACUGGACAAAAACCAUUCAGUGCUCAUAGUAACGGUGGAGAAAACAUUAUCGGUGAAAAGGACACAGAAGGGCAGAACUAUGAGAGUGAUGAUGAAAAGAAACAUUUCUCCAAAGUGCAAAAAUAUAUUAUGCAAGAUUCUGACUUGUCCUGUGUAGAUGAUGUCGUGACUCAAGCUGGUGAUGAUGAGCACACCCCAGUGCUUAAUGUGGACAGUGGCCAUGUACUAAGUGGAGUUAGCACUGAACCCAACCUUGUAGCUUUAAGUCCUAUUCCAGAGUUAGAUUUUAGUUGUCAGAGUCAUCCAGGCCUAGAUGUUGAUCUGGAAGAUGAUUUAGGAGAUUGUAAUCUUGAAGCCAUCAGUUUGGCAGCACUAAAUGAGGCUGGGAGCUCAGAGCUAAGCCCCAUUACAACUGAUGCCACCUUAGUUUCAGUUAUUUCCUUAGUUGAUUGUUCAGCGGGGCUUGAGUCGCGACAUUAUUCAACGGGGGACACUUCAAAUAGUUAUCUUUCAGGUGAGGAUGUUUCAGGGUUAACUUGUGGGAAUCCAGUUAAUUCAGACGAGUUAACUUUCCAUAAUAUUGUUCUUGGAAAUAUUAGCAAUGAACUUGCUAACUCCCAGGAACCAGGUCAAGUAGUUGAGGAUAAGGAAUCAAAUUUAAACCAAACACACGUUGAUCUUUCCUUGGUGAAAUUAGAACCCGUUGAUGCCGAUCCCGGAGAGGAAUUUGAAUGUUCUGGUUUCUUCAAUGACCCGGCUGAAGACUUCAAGGUAAAGGAGGAAUCUAAGGUUAAGGAAGAACCUCCAGAUUUUCCCCUAACACCAACAAUGGACAAGGCAGAUAUUAAUUUGUUUCCUGUUAAGAUAUGCAAGAGUGAAGGUCAACUCUCAGAUGAACCCGAUGUAGAAGUUCCCAGUGUGAGGUACCUGGUGGAGGAGGACAAGUAUUACAGCCGGGAACAGAUCACGGCAGCUCUCAUUAUCUCCCAGUCUUCUCUUGCUCCCGUUAUCAACAUGGAUAUGUUUCCCGACGAAGGCAAGACUAGGCUGACGCUGAAUCUAAUUUGCCUUGAAGAUAUGAUUCAUAAACCUAGUCAUGUUGUUUUUGAAGAUGUUGAGAUUAUUAAGUUAUUUGCUAUGAAAUAUGGAAGCUCAUAUUGUGAGUGGAAGAAUGUGUUUAAAUAUAAGUCGCCGUCCACAAGAUGUAUGGGACCCAGGAAGAGAGGUGGUAAGAAAGACGGUAAAGAUUCUGCCCCGAGGAAAACUGUGUCUGCCAAAGGAAAGAAAAAGAAAGUAGGUCCUAAAACGUGUCGGUCACCCACAACAAAAUCCUUAAAAUGCGAGGUGGGGACCAAUGACUCCUCCGAUGAUAAGAAAGCCGUGAAACUUACACCAGCGUCCACUAAAUGUCCUGUUGGAAGGAAGAGAAAAACCAAAAAAGGUCAGCAGGGUCAUGAAUCGCCCGGCAAACUUGCAGUGAAGGGCGAGGCGAGUCUCGUCAGUGGGACUUCAGGUGACGUUAAGACUGAAGAGACGACGGAAGAGGGUGAUAACUCUCAGGCGUCAUCUAUAGGGUCUGACGCUGCGGCCGACAUGAAAGAGAACGAACAGCCCGAUGAUAAACCAAUUAAAAAGACACCACAGAAGAGGAGGAGAGGCAAACAGUAUGAGAUUUUACCCAAUGAAGGAAAUUUUUUAAAAGUUGAGACCAAACCUAACAUCAAGAACUCCUCUGAAAUAAGUUGUCUACAGUUGAGCAAUACUUGUGAAGGCGGUAUUAGUAGCAGCAGCAGCAUCUUGGACUCUGUCAAGACCGGAGAAAAUAAAUUGGACAUUAAUUCGGAGGGUACAGCAACAGUGCCAGAUGUAGAUGUGAAAGUUGAACCUUCUGUGUUAAAGAAAACCACUAAUAAAAGGAAAUUAGGACGAUUAAAGCAGCCUAAACCGGAAGAAGCAUUAACGCUGAACACCAAACCCUGUUGUGUCCAUUUGGAGGAUAUAGCCAAGGACACCAAGUACAAGGAAAUAGUUCAAAUGUGUUUAAGGUUAAUAUGUAAAGAAAUGACAGCUUUAACGUCCUCCGAAAGUGAGGAAGGAAUCAAGGUUGGCAUCCUCCCGGACGCCGACGGUAGAGACGAGGAUGUUCCGCAGGCGCCGACCUUGCCGGAAUCCGAGACCCUUUUUGAGGAAGAAAAUGGAGAUGCAACGCAGAAUUCCAAUUGCUCGUUAGACGUUUUUGUAAACAAGGAUGAAUCGGGGGAUGGAGGUGAUGACGAUAGGCCAGUGGAGGGAGUAAAAGAGGAAGAUGGGUCAGUAGAGGCAGUAAAAGAGGAAGACGGGUCAGUAGAGGCAGAGAAAGAUGAAGAUGGGUCAGUGGAGGUGAACAUUGGAGAUAGACUGGUGGAUGUAGGUACUGGUGACGAGAUGGCCGACGCGGAGAGCGAGGACAACCAAGCGAACACGGAAGGCGAGAACUCGUGCUACGAGGAGGAAGGCAAUGAAUCAGAGACAGUUGAGGUAGAUGAGAAAGCGGUGAAGCGUAGAAGGGAGGAGGAGAAGUUGGGCAGCGGGGGAAAGUGUCUCGGAAAGGGUGAAAUAGAAUUAGCCAAGGAAGAUAACACUGACGUGGAAAGAAGAGACAGGAAAAGAUCGAGACACGCACAGCCCAGGUCAGAAUUGCGGGAUUUUAGGAGUAGGGAAGACUUGAUGAAAAAAAACAAUAAGAGAGAAAAGCGGGAGAAGUUCGUUGACAGUAAGAGUCAGGGUCGUUUAAAAUUCGAGAGGAGGACGAGAGAGAAGGAGAGGAAGUUUCAAGAGUUUAAGCUGAAGAGGCCAAUUUCUGUUCAGCAAGAAGUUACAAGAGGCGAGAUGAAGGAGAAUAAUUUGACCAGCAAGGAAGUUAUAUCUGCUACUACUACUGUCACCUGCAGCUCUCUACCCUCCAUCACCACAUUCAAGAUACCAAAGAAGAAAGAUGCUAAUGUCAGAAGACCUAAAGUCGAACAACACAGCUCUGUUUUGUCAAAGAGGGAAGAAUUGCUCGUGUCAAAAAGGUCUUGUGGUUACGCAUCAAAUAAGAAUGUGGAUGCCGAGUCCAGAAAUUCAAGAUAUAGAAGAGAAUGGAAUGCUGACAGAAGAGACGGCAGAAGUCAAAACAAACACGUCGAACCCGUCUGUCAGCCGAAGCCACAAGUAAUCGAGGGAUGGGCCAAGAAAAACUCACUCCAGAUGACGGGACGGGACGCGAGAAUGAACAUCAGUCCCGUCAGUUACGUUAAUGAUAACCUGGGCUCCGGGCAUAACCUGCAGAAGCAUAUACCGUUACUAGAAAGAGGAGAGAAGAGAGUGCCGCCACCUCAAGGACUCUCCCCUUCUGUGUCGGAUAGAUGGGGGAUGAUGCCGCCUCAUAACACUGCAGCUGAAGAUAAAGGAAGGGAACCGAGCGCUACGUGCGAGAGCCCCAUGUCCGACAACCAGAGGUCCUAUUUUAAGUCAUUAUCUGCACCCCCACCUCCGGUAGUUGAUAACUGGGGCCUCAAACUCCAUACUAUUGACGUGGCGGAUGAUACUUCAUAUGCCGGUGACGUUAGUCCUGUGGAUUCGGUUUGUAGCCACGUCGACACGGAGGAUGGAACAACGGCGGCAGAUCCAGCGGAGAAAGAAGUCGAGGGUAAUAACGAGAGAGAGAGCGUAACCGAAAUCAAAAUGAAUAAACCUGAAAGUGAGAGUACACAGAUUAGUGAAUCUAAAGACAACAGCGAAGCCGUCUCGGAACCUGUAACGAAGGAGACAAGCAAGAAGAAACCAAUUGAGUGCAGCAACGUGGGAGAACGCUACGGCCACCUAGACAGGAAGCAGAAAUUGAGGCUUUACGAGAAGAUGAAGAGGUGUUAUUACGAGGCUAAGAAGAGAUACCAUGAGGAGAGGGGCGAGAGGAAGAGAGCGUGGUAUACGGAGUACGAGAGAAGGAAGAGAGAGUUUUACAAUCUGAAAAUAUAUUUGUACCAAGAGAAGAAAAAGGAACAUGAAGCCAAGAAAAAGAUGCUCAAGGAAAAUAAGCUGAAGAAUCUAACCCAUACCAAGGAGACCCCAAAAGAAACCGCCAGAUCAUGGUCGGUAUUCGAUAACGCUCAGGACAGCGUAGAUGAAGAUGCAGACGAUAACGACCAUUCAGCGGAACAUGACGAAGAGACACCGUAUUCUCCCACGGGUUCGCCCAUAUUGGCUCUUGCGGAUACAGAUAUUGCAGAAAAAUUGAUAGACACCAGAGGGUCGUUCAUUAAAUCCGGUUCUGGGGGUAAAGACCCACCUAAAGUGGCCGCACUUAAUGCCGUAACAUCUCUCGAUACUAAAGACUUUAAGCUCAUUGUUAUGUCUGCUUUAAAUUCAUAUAACGAUGGUUUAGUUCCUGAAGCAAGCAAUAAAACCUCAAGUGCCAGUGUUGUACCAAAAUCCAUUUGUCAAGAUGGUAAAUCACAUGUUUCUACCCCAGAGCCUGGUUCAACUCUUGGCCAGUCUUCUGUACCAGUGUCAUCGUCAAUAGAAUCGUCUUCGCGUGUUCCUCUUCUUUCAACGGUUUCAUCGCCGUUGGAAAUUUCGCCACGUGUUCCACCUCUGCUAACGGCGUCGUCGUCAAUUCCCAUACCGCCCGUGACACUAGACCCACCCCCACUGUCCGUUCCACCAUCCCCACUGUCUGUUCCACCACCCCCACUGUCUGUUCCAUCAUCCCCACUGUCUGUUCCACAACCACCAUUACCAUGUUCUUCUCAACCUCACGACACAUCAUCAUCGUCCGUUUCACUCGCACAGUCAGAGGUGUCCCGAGAAUCUGUUACUUCUAAGUUUUCGAGCGGCUCUUUGUUACUUGCCCCACCUCCACAGCCAAUACCUUCUCCUGUGGCAGCUCCAUCACCUUUUCUUCCUUGUGCAUUAGUCAGUAGUAUAUAUAAACCACCAAUUCCUUGUCCACCUCCAAAUGAACCCUCACCACCACUGCCCUCUGUAGUUAAAGGUAAUCAAGUACCACCCUUGCCACAUGAGCUUAUCCCACCUCCCCGACCACCUAGUAAGCUGUUUGAGUUUGUUGGACGCCACAGUGCGCCGCACGUAACAAGACAGGACUACACGUUAGAUGAUAUCGAGGAAGUGCCUAUGGAUAUCGAGUCAGAUAGCGAGGCGUCUGUCGGUGACGAUGAUGAUGACGACGACGACGAUGAUGAUGAUGGCAAAUAUCUCGCGACAUUUGGUGUGUUUUUGGAUGGGUCGUCAUCAGAGACCGGUCAUGAAGACUAUGAUUCUCUCGAGUUGAAGAGUGAGAAUUUACACAAGCUCGUAUGUAAGUUGAUGGGGACGUCAAAGAAAGAAGAAUCGAGCUUUGGUAUUCAUCGAUAUCAAGAGAUACAAAACUCAAGUGGAAAUACCCCAGUCACUGUGGAUGGGCGAGAUAGUCAUCCUGCAACACCUGGUACCCUUCCUGCAACACCUGGUACCCUUCCUGCUACACCUGGUACCCUUCCUGCUACACCUGGUACCCUUCCUGCAACACCUGGUACCCUUCCUGCAACACCUGGUACCCUUCCUGCAACACCUGGUGCACUUUCUGCAACACCUGGUACCUUUCUUGGAACACCUGGUACACUCUCUGCAACACCUGGCCCAUCAAGUAAUGCAAAACUUGAUGGCAGAACAGAGGAUGCAAGUGAUGUGAAAGCUAUAUCUCCCAAAGAGACUCCAAAGAAACUAUUUUGUGUGGACGAAAUUCUGAUGUCCGUCGAGGCAGCUGAUCAGAAAUCCGAGCUAGAAGUUGUUUACUCAGAUGUCCGAGAAAGAUUCGCAGGGACCAAGAAGAUUAUGGAUGAAGUACCAAAGUACUACCAAAAGGUGCCAUUGGCUCAAGCAGUGGUGGAUAAAUGCAAAGAUAUACCACUUGUGGGUCUUCAGUAUGUGUUGGAGGUGAGGAAGGAUGUAGACAUGACCCUGGAUGGCUGUUAUUACAUCUGUGCCGUGUGCAGCAAGAAGAUGAACGCGCACACGCUUAUCGCCCACGUCAAGAGUGUGCCGCACAGGCUAAAGUUCUCGGAAACCCAUUGUAGAGACAUCUUCGAGAAAUACGGUACCUACAGCCUGAAGCAAUGGACUGCAACCCUCGUCAAAGAGUUCACUGUGGCACUGAGUGAGGUUGAAGUCAAGAUGGGUCGGCAUAAACUGGCAGUGGCUUAUGAGAGAGACAUUUCCUCCGUCUUGGCGUCCCUCAAGCAGAAGAUUAACGAAUUUGGUCAACUUAGUGAGCCAAAAAAGAAGAAUGGAGAAGAAAGGGAGAGCGAGUCCGUAAGCCUGACGUCAUCCACUCUUGACGCUAAGUUGCCCCCAGAGACUAUUCCACUCCCCCCAUUCAACAACACUACCAAGGAUGAAACACCAUUGACAAAGGAGACUUCUCCAACACCUGAUCUCCCAGAAGAAGAUCAGGACAGCAGCGCCAAGCCAGAGGCAAUUGACCUGGUAAACGACGACGUGGAGAUAAUUGAAGUUAAGAAAACAGAGGGGAAAUUCUCAACGACUGGUCAAGGCUACAGGAAGAGGAACUAUCGACCUGGGCCCAACUCCGGACACAAGAGCAGUUCACGGUCUCCCUCCAGGUCAGUGUCGCCCUCUGGGAAGGCCCGCACUGGAUCACCGUCACCGAAGAGGAGGAGAGGGUCCCAUUCACCCUAUAACAAGCAGGCGAAGCGAGGCACGGAUCAAGGCAAGUCCUCCCGCAGCGGCACCAGGAAGAGAAGACACUCGAGAUCGCCGACUCCUCCACCCGGCCAUCACCCGGACUCACAGUCGAGGAGCUCACACAGUCGCCACGGACCUCGUAGACGAUCUCGGUCUAGACACAGAUCGCCAAGGUCGCCCAUUAGAAGGAAGGAUAGAUCGACCCAGCGCAGCAGCCACUCUUCAAGGAAAAGGGACUCUCCAGAUGACCGCAGCAGACGUAUUACGGAGAGAAAGUUACAGGAGUUUAGAGCAGCCGAAGCAAGAAUCAGGGCCCAGCGCAUAAACAAAGAGAUAGCUUAUGAGAAGAAUCCCGAGAGUUAUCCCGACUACAAUCACGAGUGGAAGAGGUUCUGGGAGCGUCGGUGCUUUGAACUGGAAGCACAAGGCAUAGAUCCAUUUCAGUAUGAUUUUAAAAGUGAAUGGGCUGACUAUUGGCGUAAGCGUAUCAAGGAUCUGACGGCCAGUCGUUUUAAAUCGAGUAGGGAUGCACUUUUGCAGAGGAUGAAUAUGGAUGAUCCUGAUUUGAUUUUGAAGGAAGAUAUUGACAAUAAGAAAGCCAGCGAUAAAGGAUCAAAUUCAAAGUGGAAUACCGAAAACCCAAAAGGGGAAGUAGUCAGUCGCAUAGACAGAUCCCCGAGUCCUUGGGAACAGGAGGGUGUUGUUGGUUCCACUGCUAAAAAUCCUUCACCACCCAAGAAUAUAGAGUCGAGUGACAUUGAACCGGCCAAAAGUUAUGAGGAAGAAUUUUCAGUUAUAGGGACUUUAAAGAUUCUUAAUGAAUUAGAAGACCAACUUGGUUCUUUUGGUCCUGCUAUUACUAUUCUUCUGGAGAAGGCUAUUGAAUGCAAAAAAAAAAGUGGGAAUGCAAUGGAGCUAUUUAAUGAUCCCGAUAACUUGGUUCUGGUACGUUAUGCAAGAGAGAAGUUGUCGUCGCAGGUUUCAGCGGGAAUUUUAGGAGUUUCCGCAUUAGUUCGCACUCAAAUGGCUGUUGAAAGAGCAAUGUGGGUUCAGUCAGAAGCUGAAAAACUAUCCAACAAGGAGAAGUACCUUGGCUUAGAUAUUGCCAGCAUUGCUAGAGCAACAUUGGGCAAAGAUAAAAUACAAAUUGCCCAAUUUAUUGCCCAACAUUUAUUACAAGUCGGUAAUUCUAAUGCAAGUGAAGAAGAUUUGCAGAACAUUUUGAUUGCUGUUUCAGCUGCUCAUUCUAAGAUUAUAAUAGAUCAAGCAACAAAACAAGCACAGAGUAGAACUAAUGGUGUAGAGGCUACAGCAGACUCAACCCAGAGCUCACAUCCAGUUAGUCCUUCAAAGGAAAUUCCACAGAGAACAUCCUCUACUUCCUCUGAAGCAUCUCGAACACCUCAACCACUGUUCCCAUCUGCCACUCAUAGUAGUGUUAGUAAGUCACCCCCUUCUGUAGGUGCUGGCUUGUCCCUCCUACAAACAGCAUAUGAAGAGGACGCUGUAAAGGAUAUGGGAAAAUUAUCAUUGGAAGACUUGCAAUCGCUUUUGGCAAACUUCCGCUCUUUAGUGCCAGAGGAGCAACAUGCUCUCACUGCUUAUUUGAAAAAACUGGAAGCAACUGACAGUAAGAAAGUAAUGAAGUUACGAGCAGAAAUGCAGAAGAAUGCAAAAAAUUCAUUGAAGAAAACACUGAUCACGUCAAAGACUGUCAGUCUUCAGAAGCUGUCAAUGAAGUUAACUAAAGAUUUAGCAGUUAAAAACAAUGUACAAAACCCCAGCACCAACAUUUCAGCAAGUCAGCCACCUAUUGGAGCCUCUCCACAAACAAGUCAGCAACCUGCUGGAACUUCAACACCACAGCCAAGUCAGCAACCUGCUGGAGCCUCAACGCCACAGCCAAGUCAGCAACCUGUUGGAGCCUCGACACCACAGCCAAGUCAGCGACCUGCUGGAGCCUCGACACCACAGCCAAGUCAGCAACCUAUUGGAGCCUCAACACCACAGCCAAGUCAACAACCUGUUAGAGCCUCUCCACAGUUAAUUCAGCAACCUGCUGGAGCCUCAACACCACAGCCAAAUCAACAACCUGCUGGAACCUAUUCACCACAGCCAAAUCAACAACCAACUGGAACUUGUCCUCCACAGCUAAAUCAACCUCCCAGAGCUUUUCCACCAAACCCAUGUCCGCAAUUUGCUGGAGGCUACCCACCACAGCUAAGUCAAUACCCUCGCUCACAGCUGGGUCAACAGCCUGGUCACACACAGCCACAGACAAAUCAGCAACCUCCUCGGGCAUUUCCACCACGGCCAAUGAAUUUAGGGAGUGUAAAUGCACCAGAUUUAUAUAAGCAAUCACUAAUUAAAGGUUUCAGAGAAAAUCAGUCAGUAGAACCUGCAAAUCAGGAACCAUUUGGCUAUCAUGGAAGAUCACAGUCUCCACGCAGCUUUCAAGGAAGAUCACAAUCUCCGCACAAUUUUCAAGGAAGAACACGAUCUCCACAAAAUUUUCAAGGAAGAUCAAAGUCUCCACUUAGUCUUACCGAAGCGCUUAAAGAAUUUACGUGUCCAGAUGAUCGUCAGAACACUAAUUCCAUCACCAACGUGCCCUUUGGUAACAGGGAACAGAGUUACCUUGGGCCUGAAAGGCCAUUCAUGGACAGGGAUUAUUCAUUAAAGAAUUACAGAGAGUUUGGAGGCCAAGAAUAUAGAAGUAAUGAUUACAGUAAACCAUUUGAGCAAGGUGCAUAUGAGAGGCACAAUACACCUGGUGGUUCACAAGGCUUUGACAGGCCGGGGAACAUGGGCAGGCAAGACUACAGUGCAGAUUAUGACAGAACUUUCCCACCUCAAGGGGGUCCAUUUACCAAUAAUCCUGCUCGACAAUAUGAAGAUGAAAUUUAUGAUGACCAACCUAAGUCUAACUAUGGACCACCUCUGCAGUUUCAUUCAAGGGGGUUUAAAAAUUCUUUCAGAGGGAGACCGCCUAUGAGAGGACGCCCUGGGGGCCAACCGCACUAUGAUCAGUCUUGGUAAUUCUAGAUGCUAUUUUGAAUCUACAUUUCAUAGAUUUUAUAUACAAUACAUACUGUACCAAGCAAUUUUACAGAAGGUAAUUGUAUUAAAUGGUUAUGUGUGGAAUAUAAGAGUUUGUUUGUUAAACCAAUACAGUAAUUCACUUUUGGUUAUUUUUUUAAAGUGACACUUGCCAAAUAUUUAGGACCAGACGUUAAACAAAAAAGGUAUUUGGUUUAUGUACAGGUGUAUGCAAUUGUAAUUUUGAUUGAUAAAAUGUAAAUAAUGUGCAACAUAUGGAGUUAAGAAAAAUUAUAAAUUUAUGUAAAGUUACACACUUUACUGUAUCAUAAGACUAGAUUCCAUUUAUAUUCAUUGUUAUAAGACAAAAGAUAUGUUAUGUGAUGUAUCAUAAAUGCUUUUUUAGUAAAAGUGAAUUUUGA
Molecule: messenger RNA, 10513 nt
Organism: Homarus americanus (American lobster)
Lineage: Eukaryota; Metazoa; Arthropoda; Malacostraca; Decapoda; Nephropidae
Exons: 13
Coding region: 72-10091 (3339 amino acids)
Source: RefSeq, a predicted model, not a curated record